Messenger RNA from Drosophila rhopaloa, 282 nucleotides. RefSeq lists its product as uncharacterized. The record is from RefSeq and is a predicted model, not a curated record. The transcript has 2 exons. The coding region runs from base 1 to 282 and encodes 93 amino acids. Lineage: Eukaryota; Metazoa; Arthropoda; Insecta; Diptera; Drosophilidae.
AUGAAGUGUGUGUCUAUACUAUUGAUUAUUUCCCUGGGCCUACUGGCUUUGGCUAACGCUAACUCAGUGAAGUGUCCACGAGCUUGUACAAGGGAAUAUAAACCUCGUUGUGCUGUUUGGCAAAGAGGUAUUGUACGUCCCAUAAGAAGUGUUUGCACUUUCGCCAACCAAUGCGUUUUAGACAAUCAGAUAUGCAGAACUAAUCAAAAUUGGGUUGUGACCGAUGAGAACCGCAAAUGCAGGCGUAACACUCCGGACUGCAAUGAUCUUCUGAAGGAUUAA